AAAAACAGCCCUAAGAGAGUUGAGAGCCUGAAGAUCAAUCCCGCUCGCCACAGUGCUCCUGCUGGGAGCACGUGGUAUCUAUCCCUCGGCUUGUUCCAGGAGAGGCUCUUCCACUGAGUGAGAAAAAAGGAAAAUCCUGUGAACCCGGAGACAGAGCUUUCCCGAUCAUGCCAGCCCAGAGCUUUAGUGCAGCUGGGGCCACCGUGCUUAUCCUUUUCUUAAAGGUGCAAACCUCUGUACCAGCACCACUUAAUGGAUCAAAGUGGACCUAUGUUGGAGAUAAUGGAGAGAAAGCCUGGCCAAAGUCUUUCCCUUCCUGUGGAGGAAUGUUCCAGUCUCCCAUAGAUUUUCACAGUGACAUCCUUCACUAUGAUUCUACCCUCUCACCAUUAGUGUUAGAAGGUUACAAUGUAUCUUCCAAUGAGGAGUUUUCUCUGACUAAUAACGGACAUUCAGUGAAAUUAGAACUGCCUGCAAAUAUGUACAUUAAAGGCCUGGGUCCCAACUACAGAGCAACAGAACUUCACCUCCACUGGGGCAAUCAAAAUAACCCCCAUGGCUCUGAGCACACAGUUGAGGGAAAGCAUUUUGCAGCUGAGUUACAUAUUGUCCAUUAUAACUCAGACAAAUACCGUGAUAUAUCCACAGCCAAGGACAAAUCAGAAGGACUAGCUGUUCUGGCUGUUCUUAUUGAGAUAGGUUCCUUCAAUCCUUCCUUUGACAAGAUCUUCAGCCACCUUCAGGAUGUUAAGUACAAAGAUCAGAAAGUUAAAAUUCCAAGUUUUAAUAUUCAAGACCUUCUUCCUCCGAAUUUAGAUGAAUAUUACCGCUACCAAGGAUCUCUGACCACUCCUCCUUGUUUCCCCACUGUGCUCUGGACAGUCUUCCGAAACCCUGUCCAAAUCUCCCAGGAGCAGCUUCUGGCUCUGGAGACAGCUCUGUAUUGCACCCAUAUAGAUGAUCCCUCACCUCUGGAAAUGAUCAACAAUUUCCGAAGAGUGCAAAAGUUUGAUGAAAGGCUUGUACGCGUCUCCUUCCACCAAGAGCAAGACUUUUCCUACGCAGGACUGAGUAUGGGAGUCAUCCUCUCUGUGGCAAUAGCUGGUGUUUUAGGUGUUUCGGUCAUCCUUGCAUUAUCAAUUUGGCUUCUCCGACGGAAGAAGAGCAAGAAAGAAGAAAACAAAGGAGUGAUUUACAAACCUGCUCUCAAGAAGGAGGCUGAUAUCAAUCCCUGAGAACCUUAGACCUCCUUUGAGUCCCUCAUCCAAGGAAAGAUCCUUUGCCUGGGACAAUCUGGGGCCACUAGGCGUUUUCCAGAGCACAAAUUCCCAUUGGUCUUGUUAUUUUUAUGUGACUUAAGUCAUCCCCUUAUGUUUUUCACUCUUUGUAGUUUCAAUAGGAAGUGUUUUCCUAUCAGGAAGAAUGAAUGCUGAGCCAUUUGGUCACUUUAGGCAAGACACUGAAAUGAUCUGGAUUCUGAAGCCACAUUCCCAGGCACACAUCUGUGCUCAGGAGCAGAGCUGUUUAGCUAGAUUAGCCCAACCAUGUUCUGCUAAGCAAUCUCUCCAAUACCUUAAAGAUAACUGUACAGGGUCACCAGACCAUGUAUCAGGGGACUUACAUAUCAUGCUAUGCUCUUGCCAUCUAUUUUUAAAAAUAGAGUAAUAAUAGAGUAAUUAGAUUCUCUCUCUCUCUCUUUUACUACUUUUCCUUUAAUUAUCUGCAUAGAAUUCAAGAGUAUUAAAAUUAAAGCGCUAUAAAAGGCAGAAGAUAGAUCCAAUCUUAAUCAUUAACAACUCUCAUUUUCAUAACCUUUAAAUCUCACGACAAAGAAUGUAUUGUUAGGGAAUGUAUUUGUUCUUUAAACCUCACUUGGAAGGUCUACAAGCCUCUUAGUAUCAUAGAUCUAGUCCCAUAUCAUAGAUCUAGACCAUUUAGUCCCAUCCCCUAAUUUUACAGGUCAGGUAACUGAGGCCCAGGGAGAUGAAGUGAAUUGUACAAAGUUACCCAGGUAGUAAUAGUUUUUGGUAGGAUUGGAACUCAAGUCCUCUGACUUUAGAGCCAGUUCUCUUUCCCUUGUAUUUCUGCUAAGCUAAAAUGAAUGUUCACUUUCAAAGUUUGGUUUGUAGAAAUAAUUUUUCCUCUGGUUAGGAGAGUUGUCUUCCAAUCCACUCCUUUUGAACAACAGCAAAACAUUCACACAUAUUAUAGAAAAGAGAAGAACUGGAGCAAGAAAAGUUAUGCUCUCUUUUGCGAAAGGCAAAUCAGGGUUGAUCUUGCAUGUUAAUGUCUGCAUACUAAUUAACUGGAGAAUCUUGACUUUUCAGAAUGAAGCACUGAGUCAGAGAUGCUGAUCUUGGGUUUUGACAAUGAUGGUCAAGAUCUAAGUACUUUUGUAUGUGGGAGGGGAGAAAUGAACUUGGGAUGGACAGUAGUAUUCAACCUAGAGAUUUUAGAUUGCAUGCAUAUUUUCAUGUAAAGUUCUGAGUAUUCAGUUACUUAAAGGCAUUUUCUAAGCUCCUAAAAACUAAAGAUGAGCUAAGUACAGCCCUACCCAGGAUGCUUUCUAAUAAGACAGUGAUGUUUUAUGUUUUUCAGACUUAAGAAAUAGACAUACUUGGAUUCUAGAAAGAGAGAUUAGGAUAAUAGAUAGAAAGCUGGCCUCAGGUAGGAUGAUUGCUGUUCCAAUUUUGCAUCUGUUACAAAUAAGUUGUUUGAGCCAAGGGAGUAAGUACCCCUCAGACAACGCUCUAGGACUUCAGAGUGCUUGCAUUGGCAGAGAGAGGGUUUCCUCAACAGCAGUUUCUUACACCGAAAUCAAAUAUUCUGAGCAAAAACAAAAACAAACAAAAAUAAUUGUUCAAACAGCAGAACAGGGUAGAGGGAGAGGCUGUAAUGUACUAUUGCUGUUUUCUACACCAGAGCAGAAAUGAUAUCGGAGGAUACUGAAAUUAUCUUUGGAUCUCAAGGAAAAAGCAAAAGCAAAGAAUUGGUAGAUUUUUAUGACCAUAGCCAGAUGUCAUAUGUCAUUUUGCUUUAGGGAGAGGAAAAUGUAUCUACAACAAACACAUCCAUCAGAAAUAUGAAUUUCCUUUGUGUUCGUGGACUCUAGUCAGUUAAUACAUCUGUGAGCAUUUUCUUGAGUGCACCAACUAAAUAUAGUUAUUGCACCUAUCCACUUCACAAAGUUCUUUCUGAAGGGCUUGUCCCCUCAUUUUUUUUCCAUCACAGUAGUAACAGUAACAGAAAUCUAGUUGCAGAAGCCUAUAUUUAGGCUAAUUCCCCACUUGGGCCUCUCACAUAUUUGAUUCCUAAGACUUCUCUUUUGCUGCUUCCUCCUCACUUGGCUGCCUGUACAAAGCUUAAGAGGUUCUUGCUGACCAGUAGGACUACUUGCUAGGAAGAUUCAGGAGUAACUUCUCAUUUUCCAUAGGGCUUGGACAUCUGAUCACAUUGGACACUAAUGCAUUCUUAAUGAAGCCUGUUGUAUGAGAACUACCCAGGAAUUGAGGAAGAUAUAGGGAUCUAAGGACUGUUGUUUAACAAUUUAGUAGACUCUUAAUCUUGUAAUAUGAUCUUUUUUAACCCUAUUCUGGAGGAACAGCAGGUACAGUCUUUUUUAAUGAGUAGUAUGAAACUAAUGAGAUUUCCUUGCUUUGUCCCACGGGCAGUCCAUCAGAAAUGAGUACAAUUAUUCCAUAGCAGAGUGAGGGCCUUUUAAAAUAUUCUUUACACACUUUAUAGAUGGGUUUUAUGCCAGCAACCAGAAAAUCAAUCAUUGUACCUAGCACAAGGACUAGUCAUAAAAUAGAAAAUUUAGUGUUUGAUGGAGACAUAGCAGUAUUUUUCCUUUUCUUUCUACAAACUCUGAAUGCAUGGCCCCAAGAGAAAGCAAACCCCACAGCAUAUACCUAAGGAAAUGAAAGUCAGGUUGCAAAAAUUCAAAAGCUCCCUUCCAAACUUUCAAAUCCCUUGUGCAGGUAGGCAACAAAUUUAGGAAUUUUUUUUCUUAAACUACCAAUUGCUUUAGCUCCAAGAAAAAAAAAUGAUGAUGAAUGAAGAUAAUAUAUUUUAUUUUUAUCCUGAAACUAUUGUGUGUCCAAAACAGAUUCCAAAAAUUUCAAUUCUCUUAUGCUUCCCACUGAUUACAAUAAGGAUCUAGGUCUCUCUGCCCGGUUUCUCCAAUAAUAUCUGGUUGAAAUGAUGAAAAACCCUAUCAUUUCCAUUGUCAGAUACUUACCAUCUUUUGUGUUAUGAAUAAUUUUAAUGAAAAUGUACAUUGUAAAUACAAAAGAUUACAAAUAAAAUGUUUUCCAUUUCAA
This is a messenger RNA of Antechinus flavipes (yellow-footed antechinus), 4322 nucleotides long. It is a transcript of the gene CA12, whose product is annotated as carbonic anhydrase 12. The record is from RefSeq and is a predicted model, not a curated record. Gene Ontology annotation, cellular component: plasma membrane. Lineage: Eukaryota; Metazoa; Chordata; Mammalia; Dasyuromorphia; Dasyuridae. Gene Ontology annotation, molecular function: zinc ion binding; carbonate dehydratase activity. Bases 168 to 1235 code for a protein of 355 amino acids. The transcript has 11 exons.